Drosophila serrata is the source of this 1153-nucleotide messenger RNA. It is a transcript of the gene CCHa1, whose product is annotated as neuropeptide CCHamide 1. NCBI's taxonomy places the organism in Eukaryota, Metazoa, Arthropoda, Insecta, Diptera, Drosophilidae. Gene Ontology annotation, biological process: neuropeptide signaling pathway. The record is from RefSeq and is a predicted model, not a curated record. Gene Ontology annotation, molecular function: neuropeptide hormone activity.
CCUGACUCCGAUCAACAAGUGGCAGCUCACCUCAGCUCUCAGCUCUCUAGGCUCCAGUUCCCUGGCUCUAAGUUCAGUGUUCAGUUUUGCAGUGUGAAAAGUUUUACUAAAAGUUGCCAAAAGUGCUUGCUGCUGGAAUAAAUUAUAAUUGACAUCAAACAAUUUGAGUGCAGAAGAGAGUGCUAUUAAAAAAAGCGAAAAUCCAUUACAAAAUGCGGUAUCUCAAGUGCAGUUGGACUUUGUUGGUGUUGGUGGCGCUCUUUGCCUUGGUGACAGGUUCCUGCCUGGAAUACGGACAUUCAUGUUGGGGAGCACAUGGCAAGAGAUCCGGAGGCAAGGCGGUGGAGGAUGCUAAGCAGCGACCUGGACCCAAUACCUAUGCCCUUGAUGCCCUGGCUGAGCAGCUGUAUACCAACAACCGGAACAAUCAGAACCCAGAGGACAAUGAUGAAGAUAACACCAACAGUGGACCCCUGGCAGCAGCUCCUCCAGCUACUGUUCUCCAGGCUCGUCGGGCUGAGGAGGAACGCAACCGGAUUGGCAAUGGCAAUGGUCUUAAGUGGACCCAGUUGCUCCGGCAGCAUCGCUACCAACUAAGGCAGUUGCAGCAGCAGCAACAGGAGCAGCUGUUGGGUCGUGGCCGAGGCUCUCAAAGGGGAUACGAUGCCGCCGCCGAGAGCUGGCGAAAGUUGCAACAGGCUUUGCAGAAUCAGGAUCUAACUUUAGAGCCCGCUGAGAACGAGGAGCAACCGGUUUAUGAGCUCAAAAAGUGAACUCCAUAGAAUGCCAGCGCUAAAUUGAAAAGAUAUUUAUCACAAGAUCACACACGAGAUCAUUGCAUGCCGAGCAUCAAUUAAACAAAAAAUUCAAUUCAAAAAACCCAAUUAAAGCAAGCACACGGCAGAAAGUAGAGCAGUGUAUGUACAUGAAGGCGUUUCGUAGAGUUCGUUGUGGACAUUUUUUAUUAGACCUCUUCCGAGCGGGUUCUGGUGGAGUCCUCUGGCCAUAUUGCGUCACUGGCUGGAUGCCGCAAUAUUGGCCACCAGAUCGCGCACGCGUGCUCUUGUCAUUUGGGAGCCCUAACUUAACCGUACUUAAUCCCUAUUACUUAAGCUUCUAAGAUUUACCACUAAUAAAAGCUACAUUGAGUGCA